Molecule: messenger RNA, 1068 nt
Organism: Choloepus didactylus (southern two-toed sloth)
Lineage: Eukaryota; Metazoa; Chordata; Mammalia; Pilosa; Megalonychidae
Product: olfactory receptor 4Q3-like
Biological process (GO): G protein-coupled receptor signaling pathway
Cellular component (GO): membrane
Molecular function (GO): olfactory receptor activity; G protein-coupled receptor activity
Source: RefSeq, a predicted model, not a curated record
AUGAGAAAAGGGGAAAAAGGAGGGAUUCCAGGUGAAGAUGGACACGAUUCCCCUGUGGCAGAGAUGGUAGAGCCAUUGGCAUGGGGAAUUGGAAGAGAAGACGAACAGUCACUUAAUAUUCUUGGCUUGAAGAGAAAAGAAAAUGAUUCUACCAUGAUAGAAUUCGUUCUUCUGGGUCUAUCAUCCUCCCGGGAGAUGCAGCUCUUUCUCUUCUUACUAUUUUGGGUGUUUUACUUGGCUAUUGUCUUGGGAAACAUCUUGAUAGUAGUGACAGUGUGGGCUGAUGCUCUUCUGCUCCAAUCUCCCAUGUACUAUUUUUUAGGCCACCUUUCCUUCAUUGACCUAUGUCUGAGCUGUGUUACUGUGCCCAAGAUGUUAGGGGAUUUCCUAGAACAAGGAAAGACCAUCUCUUUUUUGGGAUGCCUAGCCCAGAUCUACUUUCUCCACUUUCUGGGAGCCAGUGAGAUGUUUCUGCUGACAGUCAUGGCUUACGACAGGUAUGUUGCCAUAUGCAAUCCUUUGCACCACCUGGCACUCAUGAACCGCCACCUAUGCCUUCAGUUGGUUUUUGCCUGCUGGUGUGGGGGUUUCAUCCACUCUGUCACACAGGUCAUGCUGGUCAUCCAGUUGCCCUUCUGUGGCCCCAAUGAACUGGACAACUUCUACUGUGAUAUCCCACAGGUCAUCAAGCUUGCCUGAAUGGACACCUAUGUGGUGGAGGUCCUGAUGGUCUCAAAUAGUGGUCUGCUCUCUCUCAUCUGCUUCUUGGUUCUGCUAGUCUCUUAUGCUGUCAUCAUGAUCACCCUGAGGAUGCACUUCCGCCAGGGCCAGAGAAAGGCACUCUCUACCUGUGUCUCCCACCUAAUAGUGGUCAGCCUCAUCUUUGUGCCAUGUGUAUUCAUCUACCUGAGGCCUUUCUGUAGCUUUUCUGUGGAUAAAGUAUUUUCCACCUUUUACACAGUGAUCACACCUAUGCUGAACCCCCUCAUCUACACACUCAGAAAUUCUGAUAUGAAGACAGCUAUGCAGAAACUGAAAAAAACAUGUGGCAUCCUGCUAUCCUGUUAA